AUGGGCGUGUUUUCAUCGCUGAUAAACUUGUUUAAUAAGAGAGAAGCAAAACGAUCUCCUACACUCAAAUUUGAAAAGCCAAUUCGCAACAGUAAAAAGUCGUCUAUUUCCACCAUUCAAUCAAACAUACAGAGUGUCUCAUCCAUGGGCACUGCCUCUAGCCCUACCAGCUCAUCAAAGCAAUUUGCAAGUGCCAGUAGUGGAUACGCCUUUCAGUACAGAGAUGGGCGACGAUACCAUACAGAUGACGCAGUAGCCUAUGUGCUUCCAAACGACAAUGAUGAGGCUGACAGAGUUCAUGAACAGCAUUGGAUCCUGCGUGCUGCUCUACAAUGUAAUUACCAUGCUCCUGUUACCAAGCUGCUGGAGGAAGGAAUUACAGUUCUGGAUUCAGGCUGUGGACCAGCGACUUGGGCAUUUGAGAUGGGCGAGACAUACCCCCGAUCCAAAUUUCAUGGUAUUGAUGCUUCUUGCGUCUUCCCCGAGGACAUCAAGCCCGCUAAUGUCGAGUUUGUCAUUGGUAAUGUUGCCAAGCACAUUCCUUAUCCUGACAGCACAUUCGACUAUGUCCAUCAAAGACUGCUCUUCCUUGGCUUGACUGAAAGUGAUUGGGAAUCUACUCUUAAAGAACUAUACCGUGUAAUGAAACCUGGCGGGUAUAUUGAUUUAGCUGAGCCUGAUGUGCAAUCAUUACUUACAGCCGGACCUUGUAUGUUCACCUUGCAAACUACACUUUCUGAUAUGUCAAAGGCACGUGGCAUGAUUCCUAAAAUUGCAUUAGAACUAGAAGAACGCUUGCUGAAGGCUGGAUUUGUGAACGCUGUUGUUAGAAGGGUAGACAUCCCCUUGAAUCACAGUGGAAAGGUUGGCGAGUUACUUUGGGGCGAUUAUAAACAUGCUUACUUGAAUCUUCGUCCCGUCAUGGCGAAAUCCAACCCAGAGUUUGAAGAUGAAAAGGUCUACAGUGAGUUUAUUGACAAGUGUGGAGAGGAAACCAAGCAGAACAAAGGGUGCAUGGGAUGGGUCGCUGUGUAUGCUCAGAAACCUCUCGAUUAG
This is a messenger RNA of Mucor velutinosus, 1056 nucleotides long. RefSeq names its product TATA-binding protein-associated factor mot1 (gene MOT1). NCBI's taxonomy places the organism in Eukaryota, Fungi, Mucoromycota, Mucoromycetes, Mucorales, Mucoraceae. Bases 1 to 1056 code for a protein of 351 amino acids. The transcript is spliced from 7 exons. Gene Ontology annotation, molecular function: methyltransferase activity. The record is from RefSeq and is a predicted model, not a curated record.